GCCACCGAACAUGGAACGUGGGCAAAUUAUUCAGACGUCUCUGUCUGUCUUAGUUUGUAGGAGUGAAAUGGGCACCUGGUGAUGGCGACGCGUCGUGUCAUUUCGUGCGCAGUGAGCCCACAAUAUACAUACGGGUAUCGCAAACGCAGUGUGGACGUCACUGGGAAAAUCACGACGAACCAUCCACUAUACGCGAACCGAGGCGACACAUGUGUUCCGAAGUAAUUGUUGUAACUUCAUUUCACAUUUUUGAUGAUAUAGAAAUUCUUUUAUAUGUAUACAAAACAAGUCGAAGCUAAUGUUAGUAAAAUAGUACCUAGAAAUAACCCGAGACAAUAAUAUAAACAGUAAUGUGUGACGUGAAUGUGUUGUGAUCUUGUGUGUGUGUGUGUGAGCAAUAUGGGGAACGCGCGUCGCAGGCGAAUGAGUUGGACCAUGUUCUCAUUAAACUCGAAGAUUGUCCAAUGUUAUUCCUGUUUAUUAUUGUUUUCUGUGGUGCUCAUGGCCUUUCUACCCACUUCGUUGGAACAAGAUGAAGACAUCCCACACAACGAGGUGAAGAAUUGGGCCCUAAAAUUCGGAGUGGACCUAUGGGAAUUUGGGCGCCAAUUUACAAAAAUGAGCGAGAUUCAAAAGAAAUACCACGAUCUUGACGUGGAAGUGAUAAGGAAAGAUGGCCUCAUCCUAAUUAGAGAAAUGGCGGCUGAAGUGAAGAAUAUGAUGGACAUAAAGAUGAACGCCGUCAUGAGGAUCAUGGACUCGGCGGAACAAGCGGCGUUGUCUCAUAAGCUGGACGCCGGAACGGCGGUACGUUACUACAAUGCGCGCCGCCUCAACGAGUUUGGUCCGGACGGUCGCCUGCAAGAUGGAUCGAAGGAGAUGAGCCUCACGCAGAACAGACAUUUCGAUCAGCUGGCCGUGAACACCAGCCUCAGCUCUGUGCUGCUACCGCCUGAAGUUCGCGACUCAGACCCGGAAGUUCUGAACGCCAUCAAAUGGUCAGAGCACCUGGAUCCGCUUUUCGUCAACAACUACGAGAUGGACCCAUCACUCUCCUGGCAGUACUUCGGCAGCACCACGGGUUUCCUCAGGAGAUAUCCCGCGAUAAAAUGGCCGCCUGACUAUUCGUCUGCGAGGAGCGGGCAGGAGCUUCACGAUUUCCGAACCAGCUCCUGGUACAUAGACUCCGCGACGAGUCCCAAGGACGUGGUGGUCCUGCUAGACAGUUCGGGAUCGAUGAGUGGCGAGCGCAGGGAGAUAGCAACAAGCGUUGUGAACGCAAUCCUCGACACGCUCGGCGACAACGACUUCGUGAACGUGUACAGGUUCUCUGACGCAACAGAGGAGUUGGUGCCGUGCUUCAAGGACAUGCUCGUACAGGCUAAUAUGGGAAAUAUAAGAGAACUAAGGAGUUACCUGGACUCAGCAAGAGCUGAGAACAUAGCAAACUUCUCAUCAGCACUUAUCACGGCCUUCGAAAUAUUACACAAGUACAAUCGCACAGGCAAGGGUUGUCAGUGCAAUCAAGCCAUCAUGCUGAUUACUGAUGGUCCACCAUACGAUUACUAUGAGAUCUUCAAGCAGUACAAUUUACCACACACUCCUAUCCGAGUUUUUACAUACCUUAUCGGACGGGACUCGUCCAAUGCAGAAGAGAUGAACAAGAUAGCCUGUACCAAUAAAGGUUACUAUGUCCGUGUCAGUAGCACUUCGGAAGCAAGAGAAAAAGUGCUGAACUACAUAUCAGUGAUGGCUCGCCCCAUGGUCAUGUAUCAGAAUGAUCACCCCAUCCAGUGGACUCCUGUGUAUGCUGGAGGCAAGGGCAACUACCUUCAGAGUAACGGCGGUGGAAAUCUGGACGGUCAGUUAAUGACCUCGGUUUCAACACCCGUCUUUGACCGCAGAAAUUACUCUGUUAGGGUUGCCAACCUGCUUGGUGUGGUUGGUACCGAUGUUCCUAUACAGCAGAUCCAGAAAUUGGUCCAACCAUACAAGCUUGGGGUGAAUGGUUAUUCAUUUAUUAUAAAUAACAAUGGCCACAUUCUGUACCACCCGGACCUCCGUCCACUGAUAAGAAAUUGGAAUGGUCAGUUCCAGGAGACUCUGAAGCCUAACUAUAACAGUGUGGAUCUGACAGAGGUUGAACUGGUCGAUAUGGAAGGAGGUCCGAGGGAAAACAACACCUUUCUGCUGGAUCUACGCCACGACAUGAUAGAUCAAAAGGAGGGUGAAACAGAACUGAGUGUGAAAGUUCACUAUGAUGAUAUGAAAAGAGUGACAACUCGAAGACACAAGUACUUCUACAAUGCAAUAGAAGGAACUCCAUUCUCUCUAGGUCUAGCUAUACCUGAGGGCUAUGGCAUGUAUGAGGUUUUAGGCGAGCAGGAAAUUAAACACAGUCAUAUAAAUGCCAGCGACACUAUUUCUGUUACUGAAUAUUUCAAAGGAUCUAACUGGAAAAUUCAUCCAGAUUGGGUUUACUGUGAAUACAACUCAAUGUCUGAGCACCACUUUAAGACACCUGAAGAGCAGGUGCUCUGGUUCUUGUCAAAGGCUGGCAAACCAGGCUGGAAGUGGAUGUCACUCAGGCCACGCUCCCCCCUGAAAGAUGGGCCUCACAACAUGAAGAAAACGGAAAAGGACUCUUACUUCUGUGACAAAUCGCUGGUGCAGUCAUUGGUGUUUGAUGCUUUGGUGACGGAAGGUCUGGACAGACAUGUGCCAUCUACGCUGAAGGAGGACGAGAACCCAUUAGCCAUGCUGAUGGCACUAUUGCACAGACAAGGCUACCAAAUGUUCGGAGUGACUCUGUCAUUCAUAGCGACGCGCAGUGGGCUUCUGAGGUGGCAGGAUCAUGCCCAUCGUACCAUGGGGGAAAGCGGACAGCCGACGUCGCACUUCAGCGAGCUGAACCGGCGUGCAAUAGACGAAGUCUGGUACAAGAGGGCAGUGGACCAGCACAGCCUUGAACCAGAGAGCUUUGUCUUCUCGGUGCCAUUUGAUGCUGCCUCAAGCAGCAAGCCCUUAGUGACAGCCACGCACGCUGUGUUCAUAGAACACAAAGGUCACCGCGCACCAGCAGCAGUGGUUGGUCUCCAGAUUCAACAUUCCAGUCUGGCUUCCCACUUCCUCAACAUUACUUCCACAUGCAUGGGGUGCAAGAAGACCUGUGCAUCCGAAGAACUGGACUGUUACGUACUGGACAACAAUGGAUUCAUCAUCCUGUCCGAAAGUGCAGAUCAUACAGGAAAAUUCUUUGGUCAAAUUGAUGGAACCAUCAUGGACUCACUUGUGCAGGAUCGCAUCUACAAGAAAGUGGCUGUGUAUGACUACCAGGGAGCCUGCCUUGAUCAGAAAUCUCCAUACAGUGAUGACGCCACCCGACCCUCUGCAUUGCAGCCAUUUAGAUGGCUCUUGCAGUGGGCAUUCAGCCGUGUGGUGUGGCUUGCCAUGCAGAUAAACCUGUUCCCCAACUGGGUCCUCUCCGAUGAUGAUGGUACUGUCUACUCAGAAGACUAUGAAACCAACAAUUUUGACCAGUACUCAACACGAGAUGAGACACGUGUACUGAACGGAGGCAGCCCUUCAGAGACGCAGAUAAAACAGCAGCUUCCCCCCAGCACACCAACAUCACCGCUUGCAAACAACAGGACAAUGCCUCGACCGUGUGACAAGCGUGUGGACCUGUAUGUCUUGCAACCUGACCGUCUCAACACCAGUGGACAAUUCAACCCGCUGAAGGGCAAGCUGACGAACUGCCAUAUCACUGGGUGCGAGAGACCAUUCAGCGUUCAGAAGAUCCCACGAAGUAACCUCAUCCUUCUGGUUGUGGACACGCUGUGUCCGUGCGGCAGUAAACAGCUGAGUAUCACACCACAGGAGGUGAUCUAUGAGUCAAUGCAGGGUGUGGCAGUUACCACACAGUGUCGUAUCAAACCACAGGAGGUGAUGUACAGGCGACGGCCACCCAAGUGCAUGAAUUACCACCCGGAGGAGAGUGAGAUUAAGUUGUGUGGCAACUGCGGAAGAGCCUACCUCUCUGCGUCGGUGCUUGUGUUCUGUUUAUUAGUGUGGAUCAUUAGUGGCACAUUAGUGCGACAUUGGUCAUGAUUAUUCAGCCCCAUAAACGCACUUCAGAAUCCUAACAUAGCGAUCACAGAAAUCUGAGUAAUGAGAUCAACAAUCGCACACACAUACACGCACACAUACACACAUACAUGCAUACUAACAUGCAAUAGAGCCAGAACCUGUACUGGAGGAUUGCACUGUACUGUGAUAACAAUCUUCCAUUGCAGGUUUCAGCUGUUCUCAGUGUUUGUGCCAGUCGCAGGGUCAUUUAGAACUGUUAGUUGGUUGAGGCAUAAAGUUAUGGCAGUUGUAAUGAAUAGUUUGUUAAUCUCUUUGUGUGUUCCUUCAUUUAUUCCUUAUGCUUUCUUCAUAUCUUUUCCCCUGCAAAGGUAAAAUUGUCCCUGUGCUUAAUUAAGCUCUGUGCCAUGAAGACUUAUGGGGAAGAGGGGGUACAAUGUGGCUAGUGUAUCAAAGCCCCAAGAAAAUAUGUGAUCUAUGAGUGAGAAUUAAACUACCACCUCUGAUUUUUGGAAGAAUCUUUCCCUUCUCUGCUAAGCUACCUCUAGUCUGUCCCCCUUACACUGGCCCUAAUCUUCCAGUGUACAGUGUUGUCAAACUAAACUUCACUAAGUGACUGAUAUUAAAGACAGUAGUUAACGUGUUAAAUAGAAUUAUUCACACUGGAAAGAGAAAUUUAUCUUGAAGUAAUAUCACUUUGUGUUGAGAACAGAAAUGGGGCAUAAUAAUUUUGCAGUGCAUAAUAUAACCAUCCAAUGUGAGGACGGUCUGGCAACUCAGAGUAUUCUAGCAAUACUCACACUUCCUGACUGGGGGUAACUGGUGGAGAGAGUCCCCAAUCUGGAAAAACGAGACCAGUGCUUCAAGCCCCACAAAAGGCUUUAGAUUUGCUGGUCCUCUAAUAGGGCUCCAUGUUUUCUUUACCUCAGCUGUGUAAUUCUUUGUUGUUAUAAUUCAGCAUUUAAUAUGUUGGUGAUAUAUUAUAAUAGGUUUAGUUAUGUAGUCACAUAAUUAUGUCAGAGAUUACAUUAAUAUUUAAUGCAUGAUUAAAACCAGUUGCUGGCACAAACAUUAUCCCAUGCACAUUUCAGUGGUAUGCAGGAUGUUGCAGUUCAUGGCGCACUCAUUUUAAUAAAUUCAGAAAUAUUGUUAGCAAGAAUUAUGUUCCUUUAAUGACUGUUCUUAGCCCUUAGAUUUCCGAGCCCUGUGAUACAACUAUCUUCUAGAAAUUUCAAAGCUGAUGAGAGGUCAAUACAGUUGCACAGAAAAAUCCCCAAUAUUUUUCACAGUUUACCUUCAAAUGGCCACAGGAAUAGAUAGAGUGAAAGCCUGUUCCUUCCUCAAAUCAUGUAUCACACUUUGUGCCAUCUGUUGACAGAAAACACUGAAGUGAUUAAUAUCUAACCGAAUGCUUUCCAUAGUACAGGGAUGGUUCCUUUAUUUCACAGAUAUCUAAAACACCCUCAUCCCUUACACUUUGUGGUUGUCUAUUUUCUUUUAAUUGUGCUAGUUGCUUUGUAUUAUUGCAAAUUGUAAUUCAAUAACAGUUUUAACUGAAAGAUAACAAAUAUUUUCUACAUGUUACUUUUCACUGAGUGUCAUCAUUUAAAUUUGAACACAUGCAUAGUAGAUGUAAAGAUGAAUAUUCUUUAAGAACUUGCCACAUUAGUUAAUUAUCAUUAUUUUUCAGGAUAUAAUUGCACUGAGUUCCUUCAAGCAUAAGGGCUAUAUAUCCAUGAUUGAACUGAGCAAAAUCAGAACAUAAAUUAUAAAAGGCAAUUUUUUUUUCUGUCUCCCAUGUUCAACUAUUCAUGUUUCAAACAUUUUACCCUUAUUUUCACUGUUCCACAAAAUAUGGGAGUAGAACUAAGGCAAUGAAUUGCAAAAACUAAAAUAUGAAAAUUAUUCAUAAAUAAUUUAUUAUAAAUAGAACUCAUAUUGUUAGGGACAUAACAGUCCUGCAAAUCACUGUAACCUCAUAAUAAGUGCAUUCAUAAACGCAACACUCUGGGUACCACUGGAGAUUAUUUUCCAUAUUGCACUCGUAUCACAUCACUUACUGGUCAUACAUCACCAGAAAAUUAGAAUUCACUGUCACUGAAGAGUUCCAUUCAAAUUUCUUAGUGUACCAACAUUGCAAAUGGAAAUUUAUAUGAAGGUUAUGUAAACAUUUCUUAUUAUUUCAACAUUACAUAUUUUAGAAAACAAGAGAUGUUUAAGAAGACAGCAGUCUUCUGGAAUGUGGCACCGUGUAGGUGUGGUGUUAACUGAU
Cryptotermes secundus is the source of this 6358-nucleotide messenger RNA. It is a transcript of the gene stol, whose product is annotated as voltage-dependent calcium channel subunit alpha-2/delta-3. Gene Ontology annotation, molecular function: voltage-gated calcium channel activity. NCBI's taxonomy places the organism in Eukaryota, Metazoa, Arthropoda, Insecta, Blattodea, Kalotermitidae. The record is from RefSeq and is a predicted model, not a curated record. Bases 364 to 4110 code for a protein of 1248 amino acids. The transcript is spliced from 28 exons. Gene Ontology annotation, cellular component: voltage-gated calcium channel complex.